AUGAGCUGUCGGCUCGGUCGCGUUCGACAACGUGCCAACCGCGCUCAUACGGUAGUUGACCUCGUUCGAUCCUUCUGGACUUCGUUGGCUACCUGUUGCUUUACACCCAGCCGGUUUGAUCGACAUCAUCUCUGUGCCUAUGGCAAGGAUCUGCUCUCUUGCUGCUUCCUUGCGAAUGAGUUUAAAACCUCUUCUAUUAUCGCACUAUUUCGUACGAUGUCUGGCGGAGCUCGUCCCACUCCGCCCUCCUAUAGAAAGCUGCUGGCAUUCUCUUCUGCUGCUAGCAGGCACCCGUCCCGUGGCUACACACCAUGA
Molecule: messenger RNA, 315 nt
Organism: Cylicostephanus goldi
Lineage: Eukaryota; Metazoa; Nematoda; Chromadorea; Rhabditida; Strongylidae
Source: the annotation of a GenBank genome assembly